CAAAUACUCACGGGUGGCGUGAACGCUCCCGAGCGAAAGCACCAGUUAUCCUCCAACGUGCUUCUUCCCAACUGCCGAAGCAAAAUCGACCUCUCCACCAUCAGACUCUCGUCUCCCCGCGAUCUGAGUCAGAAAAUAUCUCCCUCGAUUUUCAAGCAGAAUCGAGUCGAGAAUCAGGACUUGAGGUCCAGUCUUUUUCAAGCUUCUUCAUGUUCCUCUUUAUCAAGCUGUCAAUUACUUGCGUUCACAGUAUUGUUCUGUUCAAAUUCAACAUAUCUUCAACAGAUUUUUGCUAGAGGGGAUUGUGCCAGCUUUCUUCUGUCAUGCUAUUAUGCUGCUGGUGGAUUCCAAUCAAACUGAAGGGUGUAGUAGUAUGCUGGAAAGCAUCUGCAGUUGGUUCUGAAAAAAAUUAUGUUAAUUGUACAGUAAAUGCUACAUAUCAUAUCAGACACAUUUGAAAUCAUUAAUUUUUCAAGUGGUCAUCGUAGUUGGAAAGAGUUUUAUUUCCAUUUUUUCCCUUCUAACUCUGGCGAAGUUGGCUAGCAGAUCAGGCAAAAUGUGGCCAGUUAACCUGUUUGUUGGGCAGACACUGCUUUACAGUUGGACAAUCUGUAGUGCAAGUUUAUUUGUGCUUGUUGCACUUGUGAUAUCUAUGCAUCUCAUCGUUGAGCAUUUAUCAGCUUACAAUCAACCUGAGGAGCAGAAAUUCUUAAUUGGGCUCAUUCUGAUGGUUCCUGUUUAUGCAUUGGAAUCGUUUUUAUCACUAUUGCAUUCAAGUGCCGCAUUCAACUAUGAAGUAGUCCGGGACUGCUAUGAAGCAUUUGCUUUGUAUUGCUUUGAGAGAUAUCUGAUUGCUUGCUUAGGUGGUGAGGAAAAAACAAUUGAAUUCAUGGAAAGUCAAAGCCUAGUUACUUCCAGCAUACCUCUACUGGAAGAAGCUUACACAUCUGGAGUUGUAGAACAUCCUUUCCCACUGAAUUGUUUGCUAAGGGACUGGCAUCUUGGUUCUGACUUCUAUCACGCUGUCAAAAUUGGCAUUGUUCAGUAUAUGAUAUUGAAGAUGAUCUGUGCUCUGCUUGCAAUGAUCUUUGAAUUCUUUGGAAUUUAUGGUGAAGGAAAAUUUGAGUGGAGAUACGCAUAUCCAUACUUGGCAGUUGUUCUUAAUUUUAGUCAGACAUGGGCCUUAUAUUGCCUUGUGCAGUUCUAUUCUGUCAUCAAAAGAAUCGCCGUUGCAUUUCUUUUUUCAAUGGGAGCCUUUAAGGGGGCACUGGCACAGGAGUUGAAAACACGGAUACAAGAUUAUAUCAUCUGUAUUGAGAUGGGUGUUGCUGCAGUGGUCCACCUUUAUGUCUUUCCAGCCGUACCAUAUAAGCGUGGAGAAAGAUGUGUGCGUAAUGUGGCCGUAAUGACUGACUAUGCAUCCUUGGGAGCACCACCAGAUCCGGAGGAGGUUCAAGACUGUGAAAGAUCUACAAUAAUACGCCAUUCUCGUCCUGAUGAAAGAGAGAAGCGUCUGAAUUUUCCCCAGAGCGUUUGUGAUGUUGUUGUUGGAAGUGGUGGAAUAAUUGUAGAUGAUAUGAGGUUCACAGUCUCACAUGUUGUGGAGCCAGUUGAAAGGGGAAUUUCAAAAAUAAACAAAACGUUUAAUGAGAUAUCUGAAAACCUCAAACGUCUUGAAGAGCAGAGAAAGAACUCUAAGGAUGAUAGUUAUCUUAUCCCCCUGAACUCAUGGAAAAAGGAGUUCCCUGAAAUGCAGGAUAGCACCGCUGAAGGGAGUGUUAGUGACAGUGGUUUGCUUGAGGUGAAGAGACCAAAUUACCAAUUCAAGGCAACAGGAUCUCAGUUUAGAUGACCGUCACCUUUGUUCAUUGCAGGACAGGAAUUCCCAUUUAACUUCUGACAAAUAAAUAAGUACAUGAAUUAUGAAAUGUGCUCGAUUGCUUACUACUGGGAAGAAAAGAUUUUCUUCUGCACAGCCAGGGUGCUACAGGAGCAGGUACUGAUUUUGGCUUAAUACCUCUCUGGACACCUUAAUUGUAACUCCCUGAAAUAUUACAUGUAGCAGACAGAUCUUAGUAAUGUACAUUCAUUGCACAGAAAUUCUCAAAUUGUGCUCGUCUUCAGAGUAGGUUUCAAUUGAGAUCUCUUUACAUGUUCUCAAAUCUGUUGUUUAUCUUAUGAAAAGCUACCUAUGUCUACUUGCCACCCCCCUCUU
Diospyros lotus (date-plum) is the source of this 2215-nucleotide messenger RNA. Its product is annotated as protein LAZ1 homolog 1. Lineage: Eukaryota; Viridiplantae; Streptophyta; Magnoliopsida; Ericales; Ebenaceae. Gene Ontology annotation, biological process: transport. The transcript is spliced from 10 exons. The record is from RefSeq and is a predicted model, not a curated record. Gene Ontology annotation, molecular function: transporter activity. Bases 557 to 1852 code for a protein of 431 amino acids.